This is a messenger RNA of Hypomesus transpacificus, 1514 nucleotides long. RefSeq names its product hepatitis A virus cellular receptor 1 homolog. The transcript is spliced from 6 exons. Lineage: Eukaryota; Metazoa; Chordata; Actinopteri; Osmeriformes; Osmeridae. The record is from RefSeq and is a predicted model, not a curated record. The coding region runs from base 25 to 801 and encodes 258 amino acids.
UCACUUAACAGUGUAUCUGUCUGGAUGUGUUGCUAUCUGGAGAACAUGCAUUUUCCUCUUUGCCUUUUCAUCAGCAUCUCUCUGACUGCAGAGUGUAUGUGUGGCUCCCUGGAAACUGUGGUGGGUGUGUGGGGUAGGGGGGUGAUUCUGCCCUGCAGGUACGAUGCUGGGAUCCAAGCGAGUCUGGAGGUGUGCUGGGGGAGGGGGGCCCAGGCAGCUCUGUUCACAUGCCACCACACCCUCCUCUCCACCAACGGGCGAGCUGUCACACACCGGAGCUCACAUAGGUACCGAUUUGCAUUGGGACUGCGUAGCGGGGAUGUCUCCAUGAGCAUGUCUGGUAUUAGAGAGUCAGAUGCGGGGUUCUACCACUGCCGGGUGCAGCUACCGGGUCUCUUCAAUGACCAGACCCAUGUAGUCCACUUAAUCAUCAGAACCGAUGUUUCCUUUAUAGCACCUCCUCUACCUGCACACCCCCAUCGCCUCUCUGAGACACCUGUUACCCCAAGUUGUAGAUUCACCACAACGCCUGGAUCCACUAAGACACCUGGAUCCACUACAACACCUGAUCAUGUUCUUAUGGACCACAUAACUGGACCUGUACUGGGCCAGGUCAAGAGACCUAGAAUCCAGGGCACAGUGUUUCCUCUUAGUGGGCAGCUGGAGAGUUAUCUUGGAAACACAGUCAGAAUGGCCAUCAUCAUCUUCCUGAGUGCUCUGGUCAUUACAGUCAUAUACAGAAUAAGGAUCUCAAGGAAAUACAAAGAUAUAGAAGAACCUGCCAGUUCCUCUAUUGUCUGACGCUGGACUAGGACUUGGAUGAGGGCUAGAAACCUGGGGAGAUCUGAAUGAGGGUUCUCAGCAGAUCUGCCCUCCUGUUGCUGUUUCAUGAAGCUCUAUAAAUAUAUUAUUUUGUGUUCUUAAUAUUGAUACCGUAACAAAAUGUCUAAUACCAUAACCAUUCUGUAGAAAAAGACAUAAAGUGCAUUGAAUGCAAAAGUAACUGUGUGUUCAAGGACAUGCUAAAACAAAUCCAUCACUAUUAAAUAAUAUACGUUGCUAUGCACAAAAGAAGGUGUACUCCACAUUUUAAGCAAACUUUUGAGAAGGUUUUUUUUUUUACACUUGACAAUAGAAUGUGCAGUCCUCCACAGACACUUUGACCCAUGCAUACGCAGAAAAACUGGAGAAAUUAGGAACUGCGACUCCGAUGGCAGAAGGAUGAAACUCGAGAAAAGCUUUGAAUUGAUCCACAGUGUGCACAGUGCUCAUGAUGCAGUUGGUGAUUACAGUUUUUUACAAUCACUUUGACACUAAUUUCAAAACCUUGAUGUCCUUUUUCAAAACUGUAGACACAAGACUCACAACUGAUGAUCAAAAUGCUAAUCUAAAAAAAUGCUAACACGAUUAUCAAUUGCUUGGAUACAAUACACAUACAACAUUUGUUCAUUGAACUAUAAUCAUCUGUUCAAAAUGACACAACUUAACAUCAAAGUAUUACGAUUAAAAAAUGC